Molecule: messenger RNA, 1716 nt
Organism: Musca domestica (house fly)
Lineage: Eukaryota; Metazoa; Arthropoda; Insecta; Diptera; Muscidae
Gene: Rab27
Product: ras-related protein Rab-27A
Exons: 3
Coding region: 845-1540 (231 amino acids)
Biological process (GO): melanosome transport; positive regulation of exocytosis
Cellular component (GO): melanosome; secretory granule
Molecular function (GO): GTPase activity; GTP binding
Source: RefSeq, a predicted model, not a curated record
AGACUCAGUAAUGGUUCAACAGUCAUUCGCAACAGGUCUUUGUGUUCGGUUCGUUCGUUUAUUCAUAGAAAUUUUGUGCGCGGGCCGAUGUGUUAUAACCGUUUGCAUUCCUCGAAAUGUGUAUGGUGGCUCCAAUAUACGUGUUAAAUGGAACCAUUUAAAGCUACAUUAAGAACUUGGUUUUCGGAUUUCCGUGUUGCGCGUUAAAGAAAAAAACCUUCCACCAUUUGAUAUCUAAUGGGUGGUGGGAAGAUACUAUGUAAACAUUACGUUGGUGCUUUGAAAGCAUAUUUGUAUUCCAAAAAUUUCAUCUUCGCAGUCAUUUUAUGGACAAUUCGCUUGAAUCAGUGAAGAGUUUGUUUGAAUAUCAUUUCUGGUAUUGUUUACAAUUUACAUUCAACUCCUGUGCGGGUAAAUUUAUUAAAAAAGGCUUAUGCCAUAGGCUGGUGUCCGUUAUUUGUACGUUAUCUGGGAGACACAUGGUGCUAGUGGAAUAACUUAAGCUAUAACCGCCCGUCUGCUCAGCACAGCACAACAGGAGGAAAAUCAUUGGCCCAUUAUUGAAGUGUAUGUGCGUCUGAGAGUGUGUGUGUGUGGUUGUUAUUUUAAUACCACUCUCCAGGGGAAUACCAGACAUCAUCGUUGUCAUCGUAUACUGUGGAAAAUCAGCUUGACAUUGACAAGCAGAGGCAACUUUUCAACUCUGAGGUUCCCAUACACGACUACUACCAGACACUUAAGCUCGUCACUGACAACGGAAGACCUAUCACUUUCAGGCCGUCUCAUCGUCAACACCUUCCACAGUCUCAUCAUCAUCAUCACCAGCAGCAACAACAUCCCCGCCAUGUCAUCAUUGCCAAACAACAUCGAUUAUGACUACCUAAUGAAAUUUCUGGCACUGGGUGAUUCGGGUGUUGGAAAGACGAGCUUUCUGUAUCAAUACACAGAUGGACGAUUUCAUUCGCAAUUUAUAUCAACAGUUGGCAUAGAUUUCCGAGAGAAAAGAUUGAUCUAUACAUCCCGCGGUCGCAAUCAUCGAAUUCAUCUGCAGCUAUGGGACACAGCUGGCCAAGAGAGAUUUCGUUCCCUGACCACAGCAUUUUAUCGCGAUGCAAUGGGCUUCCUGCUAAUAUUCGAUCUGACAAGCGAAAAAUCAUUUUUGGAAAUAUCCAACUGGUUGGAACAAUUACGGCAGCAUGCCUACUCCGAGGAUCCCGACGUUGUGUUGUGUGGCAAUAAAUGUGAUUUGCAUGACUUCCGAGUGAUAUCCCAUGAACAGGCCAUCGCUGUAGCGGAUCGUUAUAAAUUACCGUAUAUUGAAACAAGUGCUUGCACCGGCUAUAAUGUUAGUGCUGCCGUGGAGCUCUUGGUGGGUAGGGUAAUGGAACGCAUGGAAAAUGCCGUAGCCAAUGCUGAGUUGGCACGAUUAAUGUCUAAUACUCGUUUGAAUGCCAUCAAUCCGCAAGCUUUGAGAAUGGUACUGCAAAAGGGCGAAGAACCACCAACGGGAGAGAAUGUAAAACAAAGUUGUAGUUGUUAAAUUUUGGACAACAAAGAAAAAAUUUGUUUUGUUUUCUCGUUUUCUUACUCAGAGGACGAUUUAAUGGUCCUCUAAACAAAGAAAAUAAUAAGCCUAGUUAGAACUGCUGUUUGGUACAAUAAAUUUAAGUAAGUUUGAUAUUUUAUUUGUAGUAUUAUAUACCAAUAUAAUUAUAC